This is a messenger RNA of Prosopis cineraria, 715 nucleotides long. Its product is annotated as 60S ribosomal protein L26-1. Gene Ontology annotation, biological process: cytoplasmic translation; ribosomal large subunit biogenesis. The transcript has a single exon. The coding region runs from base 82 to 522 and encodes 146 amino acids. The record is from RefSeq and is a predicted model, not a curated record. Gene Ontology annotation, cellular component: cytosolic large ribosomal subunit; ribosome. Lineage: Eukaryota; Viridiplantae; Streptophyta; Magnoliopsida; Fabales; Fabaceae. Gene Ontology annotation, molecular function: RNA binding; structural constituent of ribosome.
AAACCCUAAAAGACAUGCGCUGCUGAACCUAGCAGAGGCCAGAAGGAAGCCGCAGGUAGAGACCCUUCAUCGAGAGCGAACAUGAAGUACAAUCCUCGGGUCUCCAGCUCUCGUCGCAAGAAUCGCAAGGCACACUUCACGGCGCCGUCCAGCGUUCGCCGUAUUCUGAUGAGUGCGCCUCUCUCGAAUGACCUUCGCUCCAAAUACAACGUCCGGUCCAUGCCGGUUCGCAAGGACGAUGAGGUUCAAGUUGUUCGAGGCACCUACAAGGGACGUGAGGGCAAAGUGGUUCAGGUCUACCGCCGCAAAUGGGUCAUUCACAUUGAGCGGAUUACUCGCGAGAAGGUAAAUGGUUCAACCGUGAAUGUUGGGAUUAACCCUUCGAAAGUUGUCAUCACGAAGCUGAGGUUGGACAAGGACCGCAAGUCUUUGCUUGAUCGCAAAGCCAAGGGACGGGCGGCCGCCGACAAGGUCAAGGGUACCAAGUUUACUGCCGAGGACAUUAUGCAAAAUGUUGAUUAGUCGAUCAAAACAACUUCUUUUAGAUCUGUUUUGCUAUUUUAUGUAUUAGGUUGUUUUGCUCUUUUUACUAAGUGAAAACGGGAUAAUUUGUCAUCGCGGGCCUUGUGAUUUUCAUUUCGAACAAUUCGAGUAUUUGGAGGACUUGAUUUUUCAUGCUUUAAAGAAAUGUUUUGAUUGAUAUUACUCCUGAAAA